CUGAAGAUGCCGGUAAAAAAAAAUCUAUGGCGCACGGCGCCUUUAUAAAUGCCUACAAAUCCAAACCACUUGUUGCUUGUUGCACGAAGGACGCCGGUGAAAGCAGCGCGCGCUUGAGCCAAAGACAGUGUGUGUGUGUGUGUGUGUGUGUGUGAGUGUGUGCGUGCGUGCGCGCGCUGUGGGAUUUUAUCAGGAUCGUGAGAGUGCAUGAUGAAUUCCGUGGACGCGCAGCUCCACCACGGCUCUGUCUCAUCCGUGAGUCCACUCCAGCAGCACAAGAACGCGCACGACGCUCCCGAGAUGGCGGUGUACUGCGAGAACUUUGUCUACCACCAGCAGAGUGUGGCGAGCGCGCAAAGGCCAGCCGGUUACGGCCUCGGCGAGUACGCAGCCACCCCGAACCCUUACCUCUGGCUCAACGGCCCUGGAGUCAAUUCCUCCCCGUCUUACUUACACGGCAACAGCAGUCCUUCGUUUAUAGCUCCGUCCUACGGCUCUCAGAGGCAGUACCUCGCUAACUCACCUGGGUUCGCGGGGCCCGACCUCGGCUGGCUCUCAAUCGCAAGUCAGGAGGAGCUGCUGAAGCUGGUGCGCCCACCCUACUCUUACUCUGCUCUCAUCGCCAUGGCCAUCCAAAACGCGCACGAGAAGAAACUCACGCUGAGUCAAAUCUACCAGUACGUGGCGGACAAUUUCCCGUUUUAUAAGAAGAGCAAGGCGGGCUGGCAGAACUCCAUCAGGCACAACCUCUCCCUGAACGACUGCUUCAAGAAAGUCCCGCGCGAUGAGGAUGAUCCAGGAAAAGGAAACUAUUGGACUUUGGACCCCAAUUGCGAAAAAAUGUUUGACAACGGAAACUUUCGCCGGAAAAGAAAGCGCAGGUUGGAGUCAGGUACUGGGCAUUCCAGCGAUGCCAAACCUGAGGACGAGCGACCGGUUGCUGCAGGUGUUAAGUCCUCCGAGAACGCGCACCUCGGCGAGGCUGUGUCUCCGGAAAUGGAAAUAGACACAACAACCAAUGAGAGCCAUAGAAGUGGGUCUCCUUCAUCUGCUCAAUCAUCAGCGCCUUGCUUCAACAGCUUCUUCAGCACCAUGUCCGGAAUGAGCUCGGCUCCAGGCCCCGCGGUUAGACAGGGCUCCCUGGGGCUCAUCAGUGAGCUGACCAGUCGGAACAUAAGCGCUCUGAGCCCGUAUCACGGAGCUGCUGCGACCAACUCUGCGCCACCCGGGGAGCAAAAUGAGCACCCCGUGCACUCGAACCGCCCCACGUACUCAAGCGCGUUCGGCGGCGCUCAGAACGCGCAGUACAACGGCCACUUCUACAACAGUUUCAGCGUGAACAGUCUUAUAUACCAGAGAGAGAGCAUGGAGUUAUAACUAAAGGAUGUCCUCAGGGUGCCUUAGGCCAGCUCUGAAUCUGACUGUUUUUUUCAAGACAUUUCUUUACAUGAAAUGAAAUAAACAAUAUAUGCAGAACACAAA
Silurus meridionalis is the source of this 1482-nucleotide messenger RNA. It is a transcript of the gene foxi2, whose product is annotated as forkhead box I2. The transcript has 2 exons. The record is from RefSeq and is a predicted model, not a curated record. Gene Ontology annotation, biological process: regulation of transcription by RNA polymerase II; anatomical structure morphogenesis; cell differentiation. Gene Ontology annotation, molecular function: RNA polymerase II cis-regulatory region sequence-specific DNA binding; DNA-binding transcription factor activity, RNA polymerase II-specific. NCBI's taxonomy places the organism in Eukaryota, Metazoa, Chordata, Actinopteri, Siluriformes, Siluridae. Bases 208 to 1377 code for a protein of 389 amino acids.